Coffea arabica (coffee) is the source of this 6336-nucleotide messenger RNA. Lineage: Eukaryota; Viridiplantae; Streptophyta; Magnoliopsida; Gentianales; Rubiaceae. The record is from RefSeq and is a predicted model, not a curated record.
CACCAGGUAUGAGGUCUAUUUAGUGUUCAAUACUCCUCAUGCGUGGCAAUCCACUUGGCACAUCAUCGGAGAAAACGUCCUUAUACUCCUGCAAAAGCUUAGAAAAAGAACUAGACAAUGAAGGGUCAAAUGUGUUAGCAUCAUUCGAAACUUCCUUGGUAUAAAAUAGGAGCAUGGUUUUGCCUCCAAGUAACCCUUUCCUCACAUCUUUGGCUUUUGCACUUAGUAAUAUUUUUCCCUCUUGUUUUACCUCAAGAUCCGUCCCAUUUAUUGCCUUUUCCCGCUCAUUUUGCACGGAUCUUUUCUUUUCUUUUCUUUCUUGUUUUUCAAUUUUUUUCCUCUCAUCAGCUUUUUCACACUCAUGCUGGAUUUUCAUUUGGUCCUCAUACACUUGCUUAGGUGUGAGUGGUGCAAGUGUGAUCUUCUUUCCUUUAUGUAGAAAAGUGUACAUGUUGGUACAUCAAGUCUAGUACUUCUAUCAAAUUGCCACGGUCUACCAAGUAACAUAUGACUAGCCUGCUUAGGUACUACAUCACAAAGUACUUGAUCCUCAUAAGUGCCAAUUUUAAAGAAAUGAGUACCUAUUGAGACAUUCAGAUGUCUCCACAAUUAUUUAGCCAUUGUAGACGGUAUGGUCGGAGGUGCUCGCGAGUUGGAAGCCCUAAUGCUUUGACCAUCACUGAGCUUGCUACAUUGGUGCAGCUUCCAGGGUCUAUUACCAAACUACACACUUUACCAUUUACAUGGCAUCGGGUGUAGAAGAUGUUCUCCCGUUGGAUCUCCUCUUCCUUAAUAUGUGUGGCUAGUGUGCGCCAUGCCACGAGUCCUAACCCCACGGACUCCUCCAAUGGUGAUUGUAUGACCGCUUCCAUGUCGCCUUCCUCUUCUAAUGAUGGCAUUUUCUUUUAUUUUUCCUCGUCGUCGGAUAUUAUCUCUCCACUUGGAAGUACGAUCAUUGUUCUUUGAUUUGGACAUUGGCUAGCAAUACGGUCAAGUCCUUGGCACCUCCAACAUUUGGUGUCAUGACUCCUUGCUUGAGGAGGUUCAUUGUUCAACUUUGAAAUGACUUUACCUUCCUCCUUGAACGGCGUCGGCUUUGGUUGGAGUGGUAUAGCUCCCCGAGGGUUUGAACUCCCUCCUCGGAUUGCUAGUACGGCUAUAAGAGGGUGAUGGUGUAGAAAAUGUCCUAUUUUGGCCCCUCCUCUUAAGCUUUCGUUCCACCUUCAAAACUUUCUCGAGCAUGUCUUUUAUUUCCACGUAAUGGUACAUCUCGACCUUAUCCGUGAUCUCCGCUUGUAGACCAUUAAGGAAUCUUGCCAUGGUAGCUUCUCGAUCCUCCUCUAUGUCCGCUUAGAGCAUGAUUACCUCUAUCUCCUUAUAGUAAUCUUCGACACUUUGAUUUCCAUGCCUUAAGUUUGUAACUUUGGUACAAGUCACGAUGGUAAUAGCUAGGAACAAAGUGUUUGCGUAUAAGGACCUUCAACUCGGAUCAAGUAGCGAUCUCAAUGUCUCCACUACGGCUUCGAUUAGUGAUAAUUUGGUCCCACCAGAUGAUGGCAUACUCGGAGAAUGCCAUGACUGCUAGUUUCAGUUGUUGCUCCUCUGUAUAGUCAUUGUAAUUGAACAUAAGUUCAACUUUCUUUUCCCACUCGAGGUAGACAUUCAGAUCGGAUUUCCCUUCAAAGGGUGGCACUUGCAUUUUGAUGCCUUUAAUUGCUUCUCCCCUUGGUUGGUAGCUCUUGUUAGCCCUCCUCGUGUGUGGUCCAAGUUCAUCGUCGGAAUAAUUGGACCCUUCCGACUCAUGUUGGACUGUUCUCCAUCGGUUCAUACUCCCUCGUGUGCCGCUUUGGGUAGCUUCCACCUUGUCAAGCUGUUCAUGGACAAGUUCUAAUUUUUGGUCCAUGAUUCGUUGGAUGUCACCCUUUAGGGAUUCGGCAAAGAUUUUAAAGUCAAAAACCGAUGGGCUAUCCCCCCCUGCAUUAGGCAUGCUUGGUAUUCUUGCAAGAAAAAGUUUAGCUUGAAAAAAUAAUUUCCUCACUUGCUCCCUUAGUGUUUACUCUCGCUCUCGUGUAUCACACACUUUUUUUUUCUUUUUCCCUUUUUUUUUGGCUCACAGAAAUAUAUUCUCAAAGCUUGAUUUGUACAUUUGAAGAGGUUAGAUCAGCUCAAUAAGUUGUUCAACGGCUUACCAAUGGUAAAAUCACUUGGCACGUGAGAGGAGUUUGAAGGACCCGAAACAGAAUUUUUGGUCUUGACUCAAUGGAAACGAAUAAUUGCAGAUCAGUUUUGAAGCUUAACAAAUGAUACAAUUAAAUGACUCACUAAGACAGAUUUGGUAACGUCUCUACUUGACUCAACCGACUCUAUUAAAGCAAAGACACAAUGGCAGAAAUUUAUGACUCCUAGAAGGACUUACCCGAUCUUGCACUUGGUUGUGUUUUUGGAAGGUGUAAAGGAGGGUUUCUUGGACCCUCGUUGUGUAAGAGUGGCGGCUGGUAGCUAGUUCCCCACGUGAUUUUAUGUUACCAAUCAGAAAUUGGGAUUCCAAGUAGAACUAGAAUUUGCUUUUACAAACCCAAGUCAACUAGGCUUCCUAAUUCUAAUAGGUUUCCUUAAGUUGGUAGGAUCGAAACUGGUUGCUUUCUUGCGUCUCCUUUUUUUUGUUUUGUUUUUGUGGUAGUAUUGAUGCAAACCAGAUCUCUUUUUCUUCUCCCAAUUCGGUCUCAACCCCAAAACAAAGGUUACGGCUAUGGUUUGUGAGCAAGAACAGUCGCCAAUGCAAGGAUCAAGAACUAGUUAGUUGGGUUUCUAGAAGUUCAAGAACUCCCACGGCUUUCAAGAUUUUCGUCCAAGUUUUCUUGGCAAUUCUAGAUUUAAUUUCAAGGUUUUCAAGAAUAUCAAGAACAAGGUAAUUUAGCCGUGCAAGGUACAAUUUUCCCAACCCCUUUGUUCAAGAUUGUAACCCAAAUUGCUUAAAGCAAUAUAGCGAUCAGAAUUCUGUUUCUUUUUUUUUUUUAUGCAACACUUGAAGACUCUAAGACACUAAGACACUAAGACACAACAAUUAGUGAACCAAAAUUGGUCAGAAACAACAGGUUCAAUUAAGCAAGCAAUUGGACACCAAUACGGACAGCAAAGGAACAAGGGAAACUAACGGUAAUUUUUUUUUUUGUGUUGCAUUUUGAAGAAGACAGAAUUGAGGCAAUAAACUAUGACUCAAAUAAAACAAGAAAAAGGUAAGAAAUAACCUGGAAGUUGUCAACUAACUCUGAUUACCAGAUGAUACGAACCCAACCAUGCUUGGCGAACUCGCAUACCAACAAACAGGAUCUAGACAAGCGACUCCAUGGUUUGAUUAUGCGGGACCCUAAACCCCCUUAGAGUCUCUUGGAUGAGAACUAAGAUUGAAUCUUAACUCUCAAGAAAAGAUUAAAGAAACUUACGGCUAUUGGUAGAACGGCGCUACGAGCAAGUGUGAUUCUUGCUUGAUAAGUCAAGAAGAACACUUAGAACAAAAUUUAAAAUAUUCAAAAUUAAUCGAAACUCAGAGAAUACUCUUUAAACUGAAAAUUGUUGAUUGAUUAUUGAAUGAAUAACAAGCUUGGCCAAGCCUUGUAUUUAUAGGCUUUGGUACUCCUAAUCCUAACUAGCAAUGGAAAACCUUUGGCUGCGUUUGGAUCCCCAUUUUUUUCAAAAACUGUAUUUGUAGUCCAAAAACAUGGCAGGAAAAUUUCAAACAUCUACAGUGUACCUUUUAGAAAACAACACCGUUUUAUUUAAUUUCUGUCUCGUCUCUGUUUUUGUGUCCCAAAUACGGAACAAGUGUCAAUAUUCAGUAGUCGAAAGAGCACUUUCCUCUUCUCUCGCUGUCUUUGCCCAAGCUUCACCUUUCCUCCAUUAUUGCUCUGGAACAACCGCAGAACCCACAUUCAACUUGAGUUGAGCUUCUCCCUGUAGACGGCACCGGUUGUACGGCUAAUGCAGGUCACCUAUGGUAGGUGAAGAGAUAUCCUCCAGUAAGACUGCUGUUGCCGAAGCUGCACUAUUUCCGCCAUUGUUGCCCUUGAACAACCUGUGUUUGGACAUUCAACUUGCGGCGAGGUUGUUCGACCAUUGCGGCUCUAGAUCUACGGCAAAAUCAAAUCACUUGAGGCACCUUCUUCUACACUGUUAAACGGUCAUCUCAGCUCAUCAGGGAGGUAGGCUUCAUUCUUAUAUGCACUAGCUUCUGAUAUAGUGUCGCUGUCCUGUCUUUUUGGCCAUUUACCACACCAGGUCCGUAUAUUCUCCACCAUGGAAGUACUUCAUUUCUAGCAAUAAAAUUCAAAUUAGUGCCUGUUGUACGGCUAUUUCUUUAAUUCUCAGAAAUUGUUACGUUUUGUAGCUGCUUUCACAUCUCGGAUAAUAGAAAAUGUGCUUCACAGUGAUAAUACCUGCGGCCAUUCAAUUUACUGCUUGACAGAUCUUGUUUAGAGGGAAAGAAUUUUGUUUUCACACACUGGAAGUUAAUAUCCAUUAGUAUUCGUUCCUUUAUACAUGCACCUUCUACAAUUUCUAUGAAUUAAGAGUUGGAAAGUAGUUAUCAAUUAAAAUUGUCGGUUGAGCUUGCAUAUGCCUUUAUUUCAAAAGCUCCCGAUUGGGUCUCUUCGUUUAAAUAGAUGGUAAUAUGUGCUGUAACCCAUAGCACUGGUAUCUAAUAUGGCUUUUGGACACUGUUAAGAGUCUAAUGGCAACAAUAGUUCAAUUGUUUCCGCAGCUUAAAUAGCCUCAUACUAGUAUUUUUAUGUAUUAAGUUUAGCUCAGAUACGGUUAACCUUCUUCGCUUUGAGGUGAACCAUUUAGGUGAUACUUUUUAGAAGCCUAUUGCAACUACAUGCCCCCUGUUACUCGACGUGCUUGGAAGGGUAUGAACUACUUCCACGCUUGGGGUCUUUAUUAGAUUAUAUGAGUAUUUAUUCAUUGAUGGAUAACGCUAACUUCUCUCGCUGUCCAGCUUUUCAAAAAAGUAGGCGCCUAGGCAGUUAUUCUUCGAAGUCAGCUUGUGUAGAGAACGAUUUGCAGCUGUGCAUCACCAACUACUUCAAGGUAAAGCUGUUUAAGCCAUACAAACUGGUUGAAUGCCAUAGAUUAGAAAGAAACUAUGCCAUGCAAACUGUUUAAGCUAAAAAAUUUCCUUUGCCAUGCGUUGUUUCCAUCCUAAACCCAAAAAAGAUGAGUUGACCACGAGCAAAGUAUUCCCAGCGUAAUAGUUUCAUUGAACAACACGAAAUUGCAUUUGCCCAACAUCUAUUGAGUAUGCAUAGGAUGGGAGAAAUUACCCCUAACAACAUCGGGAGUCAUGCCAUCCCCGAAGUCAUGGCUACGCUUAACGCUACCUUCGGCACUUCCUUUCCCAAAAUCACCAUCAGAUCGAAAUACUACGCCCUGCAGAGCCUGACCAGACUGUAUAUUUCAUUCAAGAGGCGAGGUACUGGUAUGGGUUGGGACUCUUCGAAGUACACAUUAAUGAUGGAUGAUGGCCGCUGGGCUGAUCUACUCCAGGUGAACAGCGACUUCACAAGGUUUUAUAAUAGAUCAUGCUAUGUAUUUCAUUUGCUUGAGGAAGUCUUCAUGAACCAAGGCGCUACAGGGGACUACAGUGGGGCGCAUGAAGAAUCACCCCUCAACACUGAUGAGAAGUUGGAAAUGGAGAAUGCGGCGAGAAGUGCUAAGCCCUCGGAUGUUGUUAACGUCGGUUCUUCGGGUGAAGAUGUUAAGUUGCCCUCGGCUAGGAAAGGGAAAGGGAAAGGGAAAAGGAACGUGACUAAGGAGAAAAAAAAACGCAAAUCGGGAGGCAUGUCAGAGGAUUCAUUCUUCUCAGGUUCUUCAAGGGAAUUCGAACAGUAUAUGCGUGUGCUAGACAGCAUUGAGACAAAAUUGAGUGGUAAAAAGGGAGAUAGCAUAUGCUACUGGUUCGGUCUGUUCACUGUCGAAGACUACACAUCGCCCUGUGGAUGCUGAUUCUGAGCUAAAGGCCACGUUGGCACAGCUCCUCGCCCUGAAUCUAGACAUAAAUGUGCAUUUGGGCGUUGCUGAUAUUUUGUGAAAUUCUUCAGAGCGGGCAAUUUGGAAUACUUGCACUACUGAUGUUGCUCGUCUUGCAUUUGUGAGGCGCAGAGGGUUCUUACCCCCUGAGUAGAUCGAGACCAGUCCAGUUUUAUUAUAGUUAUGCUUAUUAGAGCUCGUUAAAUGCUUGUGUUUUCCUCCCUGCUCUGCCAUUUGAGUAUUGAGUUGGCAGUAGGUUUGGUAUGAGUAUGACUAUGCCUUAACUUUAGUAGCAAUCAUGCGGUUGUACCG